UGGCCUCUCUCUGUAAUACCUAGCAAGCACAAGAAGAGAAAAGAUGUCGCUGGUAACAGAAGAUCAGAGGGCAAAGGCAGAGAUAUACAAAGGAGACUCACUCUGCCAUGAAAAAUGCCAGUUUCUUCUCAAAGAAGUUAACCUUCCCAAUGGCCUCCUUCCCCUCAAAGACAUCAUAGAGUGCGGCUACAUAGAAGAAACUGGUUUUGUGUGGCUCAAACAGAAGAAGAAGAUAGAGCAUACCUUCAAGAAAAUAGGAAAGCUUGUGAGCUACGCCACUGAAAUCACUGCUUACGUUGAGAAUCUGAGGAUCAGAAAGCUCACAGGAGUGAAGGCCAAAGAGCUCUUCAUCUGGAUUACUCUCACUGAUAUCUCAGCUGAUGGAGGAGAAGAAGGUAAGAGCUCAGCUGGGAAGGUUACCUUCCACAGCUCCACUGGUCUUUACAGAACUUUUCCUGCAGCAGCUUUUGUGAUUGAGGAAGAUGAGGAGAAGAAGAAGGAGGUGGAGGUGAAAGAGAAGGUGGAGAAUGAAGUAAUGAAGGCUUGAUUUAUUAUGAUAUUUGUAGUAGAAGUGUGUUUCAGGCUUUGAGCUAUCGGAUUUAUCUCGCUGCUUUCUUAUCUCAAUGAACUAUGUUUUGGAUCGAACUAUAUGAACCAGCUGUGUGGCUAGCUCUCACUUUAUUAAUCAUGGAUGAGCAUUUUCAUUCAUAUGGA
Dendrobium catenatum is the source of this 714-nucleotide messenger RNA. RefSeq lists its product as uncharacterized. Lineage: Eukaryota; Viridiplantae; Streptophyta; Magnoliopsida; Asparagales; Orchidaceae. The record is from RefSeq and is a predicted model, not a curated record. The transcript has a single exon. Bases 44 to 547 code for a protein of 167 amino acids.